This is a messenger RNA of Dipodomys ordii (Ord's kangaroo rat), 3214 nucleotides long. It is a transcript of the gene Chrd, whose product is annotated as chordin. Gene Ontology annotation, molecular function: protein binding. The coding region runs from base 904 to 2805 and encodes 633 amino acids. Lineage: Eukaryota; Metazoa; Chordata; Mammalia; Rodentia; Heteromyidae. The record is from RefSeq and is a predicted model, not a curated record. The transcript is spliced from 22 exons.
GGCCCGGGGGCAGCGCCCAGGGCUGGCAUACCGCACGAGCGGGACAGCGGCCGCCAGCCAAGCCCAUCCCUGCAGGCUGCUCCUUCGGCGGGAAGGUCUAUGCCUUGGACGAGACGUGGCACCCCGACUUGGGGGAGCCCUUCGGGGUGAUGCGCUGCGUGCUGUGCGCCUGCGAGGCGCCUCAGUGGGGUCGCCGUGGGAGGGGCCCUGGCAGGGUCAGCUGCAAGAACAUCAAACCAGAGUGCCCAGCCCUGGCCUGUGGGCAGCCGCUCCAGCUGCCCGGACACUGCUGCCAGACCUGCCCCCCGGAGAGCAGCAAUCCGGAGCAGCAGACGCCAGGCCUGUCCUUCGAGUAUCCGAGGGACCCGGAGCACCGCAGUUAUAGCAACCGCGGGGAGCCAGGGGCUGAGGAUCGGGCCCGCGCUGACGGCCACACGGACUUCGUGGCGCUGCUGACAGGGCCGAGGUCGCAGGCUGUGGCACGUGCCCGCGUCUCGCUGCUUCGCUCCAGCCUACGCUUCUCCAUCUCCUACCAGCGACUGGACCGUCCCAGUAGGGUCCGAUUCUCAGACUCCACGGGUAGUGUCCUGUUUGAACACCCUGCAGCCCCUGCCCAAGAUGGCCUGGUCUGUGGGGUAUGGCGGGCGGUGCCUCGAUUAUCUCUGCGCUUUCUUAGGGCAGAACAGCUGCAUGUGGCAUUAGUGACACCCACACACCCUUCAGGGGAGGUCUGGGGUCCUCUCAUCCGGCACCGGGCCCUGGCUGCAGAGACAUUCAGUGCCAUUCUGACUCUGGAAGGCUCACAGCAGCAGGGUAUAGGGGGUAUUGCCUUGCUCACCCUUAGUGACACAGAAGACUCUCUGCAUUUUUUACUACUCUUCCGGGGGCUGCUGGAACCCAGGAAUGGGGGUAACCCAAGUUCCUGUGAGGCUCCAGAUUCUCCACCACGGGCAGCUACUUCGAGAGCUCCAGGCCAAUGUCUCAGCCCAGGAGCCAGGAUUUGCUGAGGUGCUGCCCAACUUGACAGUCCAGGAGAUGGACUGGCUGGCACUGGGGGAGUUGCAGAUUGCCCUGGAAAGGGCAGGUGGGCCAGAGCUGCGCAUUAGUGGACACAUGGCUGCCAGGCAGAGCUGUGAUGUCCUGCAAAGUGUCCUUUGUGGGGCUGAUGCCCUGAUUCCAGUCCAGACGGGUGCAGCUGGUUCUGCCAGCCUCACACUGCUAGGAAAUGGCUCCCUGAUUUACCAGAUACAAGUUGUAGGUACGAGCAGUGAGGUGGUAGCUAUGACACUGGAGACCAAGCCUCAGCGAAGGGACCAGCGCACUGUCCUGUGCCACAUGGCUGGACUCCAGACAGGAGGACACACGGCUGUGGGUGUCUGCUCAGGGAUAGGUGCCCGCGGGGUGCAUAUGUUGCUGCAGAAUGAGCUGUUCCUGAAUGUGGGCACCAAGGACUUCCCAGAAGGAGAGCUGCGGGGACAUGUGUCUGCCCUACCCUAUAGUGGGCACAGUGCCCGCCAUGAUACAUUGCCCGUGCCCCUGGCUGGAGCCCUUGUGCUGCCUCGUGUGCAGAGCCAGGCAGCGGGGCACGCCUGGCUGUCCCUGGAUACACACUGCCACUUACACUACGAAGUGCUGCUGGCUGGCCUUGGAGGCUCAGAACAGGGCACUGUCACUGCUCACCUCCUUGGGCCUCCUGGGACGCCAUCACCCCGGCGGCUGUUGAAAGGAUUCUAUGGCUCAGAGGCCCAGGGUGUGGUGAAGGAUCUGGAGCCGGAGCUGCUGCGGCACCUGGCUCAGGGCACCGCUUCCUUGCUGAUCACUACCAAGGGUAGCCCCCGCGGGGAGCUCAGAGGGCAGGUGCACAUCGCCAACCAAUGCGAGGUGGGUGGCCUGCGUCUGGCGGCGGUCGGGGCCGAGGGGGCGCGGGCGCGGGUGCCCGGGGCUCCGGAUGCAGUGGCAGUCGUGCUACCAGCAUUGCCCGCCGGCCCAGCUCCUGAGGCUCCAGCACCACCCAAACCUGGAGGCCUUGGGCGGCCCCGAGACCCCAAUAUGUGCUUCUUCGAGGGGCAGCAGCGCCCCCAUGGGGCUCGCUGGGCGCCCAACUAUGACCCGCUCUGCUCACUCUGCACCUGCCAGAGACGAACGGUGAUAUGUGACCCAGUGGUGUGCCCCCCGCCCAGCUGCGCGCACCCGGUGCAGGCGCAGAACCAGUGCUGCCCCACGUGUCCUCAGAAACAAGAUGGCAGAGAUCUGCCAGGGUUGCCAAGGAGCCGGGACCCUGGAGAGGGCUGCUAUUUUGAUGGUGACCGGAGCUGGCGGGCUGCAGGUACCCGGUGGCACCCCGUGGUACCCCCCUUUGGCCUAAUUAAGUGUGCUGUCUGCACCUGCAAGGGGGGCACUGGAGAGGUGCACUGUGAGAAGGUGCAAUGCCCCCGGCUGGCCUGUGCCCAUCCUGUCCGUGCCAACCCCACUGACUGCUGCAAGCAGUGUCCAGUAGGGUCAGUGGCCCACCCCCAGCUGGGGGACCCCAUGCAGGCUGAUGGGCCCCGGGGCUGCCGUUUUGCUGGACAGUGGUUCCCAGAGAGCCAGAGCUGGCAUCCAUCAGUGCCCCCCUUUGGGGAGAUGAGCUGUAUCACCUGUAGAUGUGGGGCAGGGGUGCCCCACUGUGAGCGCAAUGACUGUUCACUACCACUGUCCUGUGGCUCAGGGAAGGAGGGUCGAUGCUGUUCCCACUGCACACCACGACGGCCAGGACUUGAGACCAGGAUGAUUCCACAGCUAGAGAAAGAAGCGGAAGGCUCCUAGGGAGCAGCCAGAAGGCCUCACGACCAAGAGGAAGGGCCUGAGCUGGGGGAAGGGGUGGCUUUGAGGACCCUGCAUCCUCCAGUGGGAAAGCUCUGUGCCUUUGGCUCCUCUAUUCUGCCUCUUCUCCCUUCCCCACUACCUCUGGGAAGCAGAACUUCACAAGGGGAAGGGGUGGUCCAGCCACAGCAAGGCCAGAUCCGCUCCAACUCUGCCCUGCUACCCUCUGGCCUCUGCCCUGGAAGCCCAAAUCCUUUCAUUUUGUACAUAGUAUCACUGGCUUAUUGUGAUUUUUAAUUUAUCCUCACUCAGCGCCAAGGGUCCCCUGAUACCAUUCCUGCUGCCCCUGAGCUGAGCAGAGUCAUUAUUGGAAAAUUUUGUAUUUAUUAAAACUUUUUUUUUGGUCUCUGGG